AUGUGGGCUGCAGCGGCUGCCUCUCUGGGCCUGGCCGCCCUCCUGGGCGCCCUGCUGGGGGUGCCCGCGGGCUCGGCGGCCCAGCAGUACCACGGCGAGAAGGGCAUCUCGGUGCCGGACCACGGCUUCUGCCAGCCCAUCUCCAUCCCGCUGUGCACCGACAUCGCCUACAACCAGACCAUCCUGCCCAACCUGCUGGGCCACACCAACCAGGAGGACGCCGGGCUGGAGGUUCACCAGUUCUACCCGCUGGUCAAGGUGCAGUGCUCGGCCGAGCUCAAGUUCUUCCUGUGCUCCAUGUACGCGCCGGUGUGCACGGUGCUGGAGCAGGCCAUCCCGCCCUGCCGCUCUCUGUGCGAGCGGGCCCGCCAGGGCUGCGAGGCGCUCAUGAACAAGUUCGGCUUCCAGUGGCCCGAGCGCCUGCGCUGCGAGAACUUCCCCGUGCACGGCGCGGGCGAGAUCUGCGUGGGCCAGAACACCUCGGAGGCCCCCGGCCGAGCAGGGACAGGGGCCGGCGGCCCCACCGCCUACCCCACCCCCUACCUGCCCGGUCUCCUCACCCCGCCGCCGCCCCACGCCGGCUUCGCCUUCUCCUGCCCCCGGCAGCUCCAGGUGCCCCCUUACCUGGGCUACCGCUUCCUGGGGGAGCGGGACUGCGGAGCGCCCUGCGAGCCCGGCCGCCCCCACGGGCUGAUGUACUUCAAGGAGGCGGAGGUGCGGUUCGCCCGGCUGUGGGUGGGCGUCUGGUCGGUGCUGUGCUGCGCCUCCACCCUCUUCACCGUGCUGACCUACCUGGUGGAUAUGCGGCGCUUCAGCUACCCGGAGCGGCCCAUCAUCUUCCUCUCGGGCUGCUACUUCAUGGUGGCCGUGGCCCACGUGGCCGGCUUCCUGCUGGAGGAGCGGGCGGUGUGCGUGGAGCGCUUCUCAGAGGAGGGCUACCGCACCGUGGCGCAGGGCACCAAGAAGGAAGGCUGCACCAUCCUCUUCAUGAUUCUCUACUUCUUCGGCAUGGCCAGCUCCAUCUGGUGGGUGAUCCUGUCCCUCACCUGGUUCCUGGCCGCCGGCAUGAAGUGGGGCCACGAGGCCAUCGAGGCCAACUCGCAGUACUUCCACCUGGCCGCCUGGGCCGUGCCGGCCGUCAAGACCAUCACCAUCCUGGCCAUGGGGCAGGUGGACGGGGACGUGCUGAGCGGGGUCUGCUACGUGGGCCUCUCCAGCGUGGACUCGCUGCGGGGCUUCGUGCUGGCCCCGCUCUUCGUCUACCUCUUCAUCGGCACCUCCUUCCUGCUGGCCGGCUUCGUCUCCCUCUUCCGCAUCCGCACCAUCAUGAAGCACGACGGCAGCAAGACGGAGAAGCUGGAGAAGCUGAUGGUGAGGAUCGGGGUCUUCAGCGUGCUCUACACCGUGCCUGCCACCAUCGUCCUGGCCUGCUACUUCUACGAGCAGGCCUUCCGCGAGACCUGGGAGAAGACGUGGCUGCUGCAGACCUGCAAAAGCUACGCCGUGCCCUGCCCCGGCCACUUCGCCCCCAUGAGCCCGGACUUCACCGUCUUCAUGAUCAAGUAUCUCAUGACUAUGAUCGUGGGCAUCACCACCGGCUUCUGGAUCUGGUCCGGCAAAACCCUCCAGUCCUGGCGGCGCUUCUACCAUAGACUCAGCAGCGGCAGCAAAGGGGAGACAGCGGUAUGA
Messenger RNA from Emys orbicularis (European pond turtle), 1689 nucleotides. RefSeq names its product frizzled class receptor 7 (gene FZD7). Lineage: Eukaryota; Metazoa; Chordata; Testudines; Emydidae. Bases 1 to 1689 code for a protein of 562 amino acids. The record is from RefSeq and is a predicted model, not a curated record. The transcript has a single exon. Gene Ontology annotation, biological process: non-canonical Wnt signaling pathway; canonical Wnt signaling pathway. Gene Ontology annotation, cellular component: plasma membrane. Gene Ontology annotation, molecular function: Wnt receptor activity; Wnt-protein binding.